This is a messenger RNA of Argentina anserina (silverweed cinquefoil), 1155 nucleotides long. RefSeq names its product probable purine permease 4. The coding region runs from base 61 to 1155 and encodes 364 amino acids. The transcript has a single exon. Gene Ontology annotation, cellular component: membrane. The record is from RefSeq and is a predicted model, not a curated record. Gene Ontology annotation, molecular function: purine nucleoside transmembrane transporter activity. NCBI's taxonomy places the organism in Eukaryota, Viridiplantae, Streptophyta, Magnoliopsida, Rosales, Rosaceae.
CCUUCUAAACUCUAAUCACCAUUAACGGCGAGAUUAUUCCACCUGCCUGAACUACUAAUAAUGCCUCCCUCCGCCGAUAUGACCACCCACACUCCCAAAAACAAAGGCUCACUCAUCCUGUUGGUCAUAAACUACCUCCUCCUGUUUGUUGGAUCAGUCUCGUCCACCAUCCUCUCUAAAUACUAUUUCAUUCACAAGGGUUCAAACAUUUGGGUGGCUACAUGGGUUCAGUGUGCUGGCUUUCCUCUUCUUCUCCCCCCAAUUCUCCUCCCUUAUUUUCUCAACCUCACCACCAGAAGACCCUUCACCAAAUUCACCUCCAAAAUCUUCUCCAUCUCCAUCUUCGUCGGCCUCAUGUUGGGACUCAAUAACCUCCUCUUCUCUAUCGGCAACUCCAACCUCCCGGUUUCCACUUCCUCUCUCAUCCUCUCUUCACAACUCGUCUUUAACCUCAUCCUCUCCGUCCUCAUCGUCAAACAGAAGGUCACAUUCUCCAACCUCAACUGCAUCAUCCUCUUAACCGUCAGCUCCAUCCUCCUAGCCCUUGGCUCCAGCCACGACAAGCCACCCGGUCUGACACGUGGGAAAUAUUUCGUCGGAUUCUUCUCCACCAUCGGCGCCGGCUUGCUGUUUGCUCUUUACCUCCCUGUCAUGGAAAAAGUCUAUAGAAAAGUCGACUGCUAUUCAAUGAUGAUGGAAAUGCAGGCGGUGAUGGAGGCUGCCGCGACGGCACUGUCGACGGUGUUGAUGGUGUCGACCGGUGCAUUUGGUGGCAUGGUGAGGGAGGGGAGGGAAGUGUUUGACAAGGGGGAGAGGGUGUAUUGGGUGACGGUACUUUUUAACGUCGUGACGUGGCAGCUGUGCUUUAUGGGGACUGCGGGGAUGGUUUUCUUGACGACGUCGCUGACCGGCGGGGUAUGCAUGACGGCGUUGAUGGGGAUGAACGUGUUGGGAGGAGUGGUGGUUUACGGGGAUAAGUUUGGUGGGGUGAAAGUGGUCUCCACUGUGCUAUGUGUAUGGGGGUUAUGUUCUUAUGUGUACGGGAUUUACAUGAACUCGAAGAAGAUUAGGGAGGAGGACGACGACGAGGACCGCACUCAGGUGAUAGAGGUGAGUAGAAAUCCGAGUGUACAUAACGGUGAAAACUGUGUCUGA